Messenger RNA from Astrephomene gubernaculifera, 3006 nucleotides. Lineage: Eukaryota; Viridiplantae; Chlorophyta; Chlorophyceae; Chlamydomonadales; Astrephomenaceae. The record is from the annotation of a GenBank genome assembly.
ACCCUAUCUGGGACUUCAAGAGCAUGCCUCGACGCCCAACGAACGUGUACAAAGCCAGAACCUCUGCCACUUGACUGUGUCAUAGUCCACACGGUCUGAUUCCUUGCAGCGGUUACGCCUAUCCAGUGCCAGUCUGCGUAAUCGCUUUCUUAGGCGAAACACAAGUGCCUGGUACCGUAAUCAGCCUGGCCGAUUCGGCACUACCGGUACCACCAAGAACAGCAAGGCCCAAACACACUUACCGGUACUAAACUCUUCUUACGUUCCAUGCUCCGUCCUUUGCAAGUGCGCUCAAGCACUUCACAAGAAGAUUUAACUAUACCAAUGGCCUACUCACCGCGGAAAAAGGAGGGCUGGAGACUCGGGCUGGGCACAGUAGCUUGCCUUGCGGCUUCACUACUCAUUAUUGUACUAUGCUUAGCUGGGGGUGGAUUCCUAACCGGGCCGCCAGCGGCGGGAGGUGGCCCAGCAGGCACGCGUGUUCUGGGGCUUCCUUUUUUCGGCAAGCCAAAGCCUUUCAGGAGCCCUAAGGUCGGCGAUACUUUCGGAACAAUAUUUCAUCUCGAGCUGAAGAUGUUCUACGCGGCUCAGGAGGCAAAGCCAGAGUACGAGAAGCUCAUCGAGACACUGCGUAACAUGAAGGCGAACGGUAUUAAGACCGUUGUCUUCAGCGAGAGCUGGGACUGGGCCGAGCCGGAGCAGGGCAAGAUCCGCUUUGCCUACCUUGACGGGCUUAUGACCUGCGCCUGCAAGAACGCGGAGAUAAAGGUGGACUUCAUCUUCGACCUGCUGCAGCCUCCCAAGUGGAUUUACCAGCGCUACCCCGACGCGCGCGCGCACGACGCGGACAACCGCACGUACGCCUGGAUGUCGUGGUUCCACCAGCUGUCCAACAAGGAGGCGCGCCGCUUUCUGGGCGCCUCCGCGACCUAUCUGCAGCAGAACUAUCCCGGCUGCAUCCAGGCCAUCCAGCCCGUCUACAACAACGAGUAUGAGGCCAAGUACACUCAGGAGUACGAUGCCUACCAGGACUACAGCCCCUACGCCAUCCACGCCUUCCGUGAGUGGCUGCGCUCCAAGGGUGCGGCGCUGCCGCAGCUGAGCCAGCGCUGGCAGGUGCCCAUGAAGACCUGGGACGAUGUCAUGCCGCCCAAGCUGCACGGCGGGGACUACUACGGCGCGGAUAUAACCGCAAGGUACUGGGACUGGAUCAAGUUCCGCGAGGAGCACGGGGCCGCGCAUUUUAACGCCGCGUGCGCCACCGUGCAUGAGGCCGGGCUACAGUGCUUUCACCACUUCCCUGAGUUCUUCUCUGUCAUUGAUGCCAUCUACGGCGCUCCUAUGUUCAAGCACAUCGUCGCCAGCCCCGUCACCGACUUCGUAAUCAUGGACUCCAACUUCCGUACACCGUACGGCACCCUCAUGAACCCCAACAAGCUGCGCCUUUACGUCGGUGCCGCCGUGCCGUACGGCAAGCCGGUGUACUUCGAGGCCGCCGUGGAGCGCUUUGCUGAUUUGAAGCUGCUUGAGGCCGGCUUCCGCGCCACGCUGCUGGCUGGUGCCCCCAACCUGGGUAUUACCAACUGGCACACGCGUGUGGAGGUAAAUGAGAGCCUGGCGCGGAUUAUGGGCGACGAGGUUGCGCCCAAGUGCGCAACAACAGAGGUGGUGGGCGUGUUUCUGCACCUGGACAGCUGCGCGGUGUUCCACGGACUGCAGUUCGGCUGGGUGCGAAAGGACCCUCUGCACGACUUUGUGGAGGACCUGGCCGACCGCCUCGCCCAGGACUGCGGCACAGACGUGGGUGUCUACAUCGAGCUGGACCGCUUCCUCGCUGACCUGCCGCGCUUCAACCGUGUUGUCUUCAUUGAGCCCCUCAUCCUGUAUGGCAACAAGGAGCUGGAGUCGUACAUUGCGGCCAAGGCGGUGCUCAAAAGCAUUCCGCACGAAAUCCUGCACCUCCCCGCCAACAUCACGGCGGGCGGCUCGCAGCUGGUAGUGCUGCAGGACCUCGGCAAGACACCCUCCGCCAACCUGCCGGUGCACCACGCCGCCUCGCCCUCGACUGCGCAGUAACUCGGAGCAACGCGUCGCAUAUGCAGCAAGAGCUUACCGCUGGGGAGGGGCAGUCGCGCAAUGGUUGGUGUGUAGCAUGGGAUGGCUGGGUCAAGUUGUCGGGGUGGUGCUACAACUGCGUCGGGGUGGUGCUACAACUACCAUGCGAUUGUAGGAGGACCUGAGAACAACGAUUAAUAUGUAUCGUUAUGGAAUAAACCGUGUCUGGCGUCGGAGGCAGGCAAGGCUCGGUUUAGGAUACCGCCGUUGUAGAAGCUGCUACCCUCAGCUGUGUGUAUGUAGUUAUGAAGAUGACCGGUUAGACGCAGUCACACAACUGUAGUCACUUUAAUUUGCCUCUCCCGGCUGGGCUGGACUUCCAAAGAUUGUCCGCCCUUCACGAGGACAUGGGCAUGCAAUCCUUGCGGGAGCGUGCGUUUUCCUUCGGCUUACGAGGAAGCAUGCUGUGUGUGGAGUGUCCACGUACCCCUAAGCCUUUAAGUGACGCUUCAUGUUUGUUCACGCAUGUGUGGGGUAUGUGUGCUGUAAGUGAAUUGGGUCAAUGACAUUCAUGCAAUGUCUGGAGGAAACCCGUCAGCUUCGCGGACACGAAGGCUCGCCCCCAUUUUGGAAUGUGUGUCAUGCGUGGGUUGCGUUUGUUGGAUUAAAAUGGGGAAAUUCGACAAGAGACACUUGUGGGUUGCUGUCUGGAGUUGCGCCCAGAGCCCUUUCUGAUAUCGUCUUCAGAAGCUUGGGAGUCAAUGGCACGUGCACGUUUACGAUUACAUGGUACGGUGUAGGGCCAUCCGCCCUACCGCACAACCCCACGAACCAUUGCGAUUGAGAGGUGCAACAACAGCGACUAGCUCUAUUAGCAGGGAGGAAGUACUGAGCUGAAACAUUGGUUGGUCUCAAAAGAGAUGGUCAAACCUAAACGCAGUAAAAGCAAGC